Varanus komodoensis (Komodo dragon) is the source of this 6087-nucleotide messenger RNA. RefSeq names its product myosin binding protein C3 (gene MYBPC3). The transcript is spliced from 35 exons. The record is from RefSeq and is a predicted model, not a curated record. Gene Ontology annotation, molecular function: myosin heavy chain binding. NCBI's taxonomy places the organism in Eukaryota, Metazoa, Chordata, Lepidosauria, Squamata, Varanidae. Bases 135 to 3968 code for a protein of 1277 amino acids.
GGGGGAAAAGUGGGAGGAGCAGGAGGGGGCUUCCCAGGCGUAUUUCUUUGGCAGGGUGGUGGUCUUAGGAGUCAUUCAGUCUCCUCACAGUUUCAGUCUGUUCCUGGCUUUCCAGCUCACGACCAAGCCUUAGGAUGCCUGAACCUGCAAAGAAACCAGCUUCAGCUUUCAUCAAGAAACCAAAGACAGCAGACGUGGUAGAAGGGGGUGUGGCUGUUUUUGAAGCAGAGACAGAGAAGACAGGUGUCAAGGUGAAGUGGCAGCGAAAUGGUGUAGAAAUUAUUGCAGAUGAGAAGUAUGUCAUCAUGUCGGAGGGGAACAAGCACUCACUGACCAUUAAUAAUGUCAGAAAAGAAGAUGAUGUGACAUAUGCUGUCAUUGCUGGAAGUUCCAAAGUCAAAUUUGAACUCAAAGUCAAAGAACCAGAGAAGUUGGAAGAGGUCCCUCCUCCUGAAGUGACUUCUGAACCAACUGUCACAAACAUUUCCACAACUGCAGAUACUGGACCAACAGAUGGUAACAAGGGUUCAGAAGCUCUUCCUACAGAAACCCAACAAAAGGAGCCUGUGGAUCCUAUUGGUAUCUUCGUGUCUCGGCCACGGGAUGGAGAAGUGACUACUGGUGGGAACAUUACAUUUACUGCUGUAGUGGCAGGUGAAAGCCUACUGAAGAAACCUUCAGUUAAAUGGUUCAAGGGAAAGUGGAUGGACCUGGGAAGCAAAGUAGGAAAACAUCUCCAGCUUCAUGAGACGUAUGACCGAAACAACAAGGUUUAUGUGUUUGAAAUGAACAUUAUUGAGGCUAAACCAACCUACGCAGGGGGAUACAGAUGCGAAGUGGCUACUAAGGACAAAUUCGAUAGUUGUAAUUUUAGCCUUGUUGUCCAUGAGGCACCUGCACCAGGUGAUUUAGACAUCCGCACAGGAUUCCGACGAGCGAGUACGGCAGGAGGCGGGAGACGGAUGACUUCAGCCUUCUCCAGUGUGGAUGGACAUGAAGAAGGCAAAGAGCUGGAUUUCAGUGCCUUGUUGAAAAAGAGAGACAGUUUCUUGCGCUCGGUCAAUCGAAAUGAAGCAAAAACGGAAUCACAGCCAGAAAUUGAUGUCUGGGAAAUUCUUCGGAAUGCUCCUCCAUCAGAGUAUGAGAAGAUUGCUUUCCAGUAUGGCAUCACUGAUCUGCGAGGGAUGUUGAAACGUCUUAAGCGCAUGAAGAAGGAGGAAAAGAAAAGCACAUCCUUUCUCAAGAGACUCGAACCUGCUUACCAGAUUGACAAAGGACAGAAGAUCAAGUUAAUGGUGGAACUUGCUAAACCAGAUGAUGAAGUGAAAUGGCUAAAGAAUGGACAAGAAAUCCAAGUGAGCGGCAGCAAAUACAUUUUUGAGGCCCUUGGAAAUAAAAGGAUUCUGACCAUCAACCACUGCUCACUGGCAGACGAUGCAACGUAUCAAUGUGUGGUUGGUGAAGAGAAGAGUUUUACAGAACUGUUUGUAAGAGAGCCUCCCAUUCUGAUUACUCAUUCUCUGGAAGACCAGGUGGUAACAGUUGGUGAAAGAGUGGAGUUUGUAGCUGAAGUGACUGAAGAAGGGGCUGCUGUGAAGUGGGAGAAAGAUGGAGUAGAGCUCACUCGGGAAGAGGCAUUCAAAUACCGCUUCAAAACAGAUGGAAAAAAGCAUUACCUCAUCAUAAAUGAAUCCACCAAGGAAGAUAAUGGGCACUACAAGCUGAAGACAAAUGGUGGCGAGUCUGUUGCUGAACUGAUUGUACAAGAGAAGAAGCUGGAGGUGUACCAAAGUAUUGCAGACCUAACAGUGAAGGCACGGGACCAGGCUGUGUUCAAGUGUGAGGUUUCAGAUGAGAACGUGAAAGGCAUCUGGCUGAAAAAUGGGAAGGAGGUGAUCCCAGAUGAGCGGAUUAAGAUCUCUCAUAUUGGCAGAAUACAUAAAUUGACCAUUGAUGAUGUAACCCCAGAAGACGAAGCUGAUUAUUCCUUUGUACCUGAAGGAUUUGCAUACAAUCUCUCAGCACAUCUUCGUUUUUUAGAAAUUAAGAUUGACUUCGUGCCUAGGCAAGAACCACCCAAAAUCCACCUGGACUGCAUGGGCCAGACUCCUGACACCAUUAUUGUGGUGGCAGGAAACAAGCUGAGACUUGAUGUACCCAUAUCAGGAGAUCCAGUGCCCACCGUGAUCUGGCAGAAAGUAAGCAAGAACAAGGAGCUGGUGCUAAUGAAUGACAAAUCCAAAUCUACAGAACCUGCAGACAUGUGUGGAGCCUCGAGUAAUGAGAACCAGCAAAUUGCAGAUUCGGAAGGCAGAGUCCGUGUGGAGAAGUAUGCAGAUCACUGUGUGUUCAUUAUUGAAGGUGCUGAGAAGGAAGAUGAGGGUGUCUAUAGGGUUACAGUAAAGAAUCCAGCAGGAGAAGAUACAGCUGAUAUCACUGUGAAGGUUAUCGAUGUACCUGACCCACCUGAAGCUCCCAAAAUCACUGAGGUUGGUGAAGAUAACUGCACAGUGCAGUGGCAACCUCCUCAGUAUGAUGGAGGACAACCAGUACUGGGAUACAUUUUAGAAAGGAAAAAGAAGAAGAGCUACAGGUGGAUGAGGCUGAACUUUGACCUUCUGAAGGAUCUGACUUAUGAAGCAAAGAGAAUGAUUGAAGGAGUUGUUUAUGAGAUGAGGAUUUAUGCCGUGAACUCCGUUGGCAUGUCCCGGCCUAGCCCUGCCUCUCAGCCUUUUGUGCCCAUCGCUCCUCCAAGUGAGCCAACACACUUUACAGUAGAAGACAUUUCCGAUACGUCUGUUAGCUUGAAGUGGAGACCCCCAGAACGGAUUGGAGCAGGAGGACUGGAUGGGUACAACAUUGAGUACUGCAAAGAAGGAUCUACAGAAUGGAUUCCAGCUCUUCCUGACCUGACAGAGCGCACCUCAGUUCUGCUUAAAGAUCUGGUCACAGGCGACAGACUUUAUUUUCGCAUCAGUGCUGUAAACCUGGCCGGUACAAGUCCACCAGCAAUUAUCAAAGAGCUGAUUACUGUCCAAGAGAUCUUGCAACGUCCCAAAAUCUGGCUACCACGCAAUCUCAGACAGACUCUAAUGAAAAAAGUGGGUGAUACAAUCAACAUUGUAAUUCCUUUCCAGGGUAAACCUAGACCUAAAGUUAUCUGGACAAAGGAUGGCCAGCCAAUAGACUCCAAGGAGGUGGCAAUUCGAAACAGUAACAUGGACACAAUCCUGUUUAUCCGAAAGGCUGAGCGCCACCAUUCUGGAAUAUAUGAAGUGGAGGUGCAAAUAGAAAACAUGAGUGAUAAAGUGACUGUCACCAUGCAGAUCAUGGAUAAGCCGGGUCCUCCUCAGAAUGUGAAGAUCGUGGAUGUGUGGGGAUUCAAUGUGGCACUGGAAUGGAAGCCACCCCAAGAUGACGGCAAUGCCCAAAUCACCGGAUACACAGUACAGAAAGCAGACAAAAAAACAAUGGAGUGGUAUACCGUUUUUGAUCACUAUCGACGCACUAAUUGUGUUAUCUCAGAGUUAAUUAUGGGAAAUGAAUACUAUUUCCGUGUCUUCAGUGAAAAUCUGUGUGGACUGAGCGAAAUUGCUGCAACCACCAAAAACUCUGCCUUCAUUAAAAAGACAGGUACAGAUUAUAAACCCCCCAAUUACAAAGAGCACGACUUCUCUGAAGUGCCAAAAUUCACUCAUCCACUUGCAGAUCGUUCAGUGAUUGCUGGGUAUAAUGCUACACUCAGCUGUGCUGUACGAGGAAGCCCAAAGCCCAAAAUCUUCUGGUUCAAAAACAAAGUGGACCUUUCUGGUGAUGCCAAAUACCGCAUGUUCAGUAAGCAUGGAGUGUUGACUUUGGAAAUCCGAAAGCCCAGCCCAUUUGAUGGCGGCAUUUACACCUGUAAAGCUGUAAAUGAAUGUGGUGAAGCUGAAAUAGAGUGCCGACUAGAUGUUAGAGUGCCACAGUAGAAUGCUGAACUACAGGAUGUCAGUGAGUCCAGGUCAUUCUGCAGACAAGUUGGAAAGAAUGGAUAAAUGACAAUCUUACUUAAUCUAACUAUCUGCCUGUCUUUAAAGUGCCAUGACUAAAGUGUAGGCUGAGAAGCAGACAACACUGUGUUGUGAAGCAAGAUGCAGUAAUUUUGCAACACAAUAUUCUUUGCCCUGCUUGAUGGAAAAACUCUUGACAGAUACCCUGAUCUAGACCAUCACAUAUGCGUAUGAAUCUCUCUGAUGCAGGCUCCUCCUUUCAUCUCAACAGACAGCGAAAAUGCAUUUUUGCGCACAGAGCUUAGAAUCCAGGGGAACACUUAGGCAGGAAAGGUAACCCUUGACAUUACUGUUAGGAGUCACUUGACUGAGGGGAUACACUCCCUUGUAUCAGCACUAAAAUAGAGCUAGUAGACACACCGGCAUGUUUAAAGGCGAUACAUAAAACCUAGAAGAAAAAAGACUAAAAGGCACAAUCUCAUGAAAGCUUAGACAGAAGCAGCUCCCAACAUGCCCCCAGCCAGGGGGGCUUUUGCUUAAAAAUGCACAGGAAUGCACCCUAAGCCGGCUAUGCUAGACAGUUUCUAGGGAACAGGUUCCAUUGCACAGGGAGGGCUUGCUUCAGAAUAAUCACAGGAUCGCUAUCUAAAGUCAGUACCAAAAGCUUCCCAUGCGCCAGCAGAAGCAACCGCUAAAAUAAUGUGAAGAUAGCAUGUCCUAGAGCGGUCAGAAAUGAGCAGAAGCAAGUGCAGACAAAACACACCGGCAGAGCCACCAGGAGGCAGCUCCGAGGCUGCCUCCUUCCAGAAUGCAGCUUUUGCUAGUUUCUGUGGCUGCUGCAGGAAGUGCAAGCUUCCCGUUGCACUGCUGGCCAUUUGCACUAACACAGCCUAAUGAGCACUGGAUGCUGCUCUGUGACUGCAAUCCUGUACAUUCUUUCUUGGGAAAUAAGUGACCUCAGUGGGGCUUAUUUCUGAAUAAACAUGUAUAGAAUUGCAUUAUUAAGUGAUCAAUCCUAUUUUCCACUCACAAUCCCAUUUUGAGAGAUUCCAGUAGACAUACAAGUUGUUACAUGUAAGCCUUCUUUACUAGGUGUCCAACUGCUGUUCUGUAUUCUUCCCUUGACCCAAAAAAUAAAAAAUAAAAUAGUAAAGAUUCAAAUGUUAUUCUACGGAACCAUCAGAAAUUUUGGCAAAGUGUUGUGUCCCCAGCCUCUGCUUCCCAGUAUAUGAAAACAAAGAAUACACAGCUUCCUUUUAGAAACCAUCAUUAAGAAUUAUUGAAGUUUCAAAAAUGGCCCGCUUUCCAACCAUAAUUGUAUCAUUAUAAUCAUUGCUAUUGAAAUAGUUAUUGUUCAUUUAGCUGCAUUUAGUUAAACCUGAUUAUAGUGAGAUAAACUUCACAGUUUCUCUCACCAAGUCUCCAUCUCAGCCUGUAUUUGGGAGCUCUUCUCAUUAGCUGUCACUUUUUUUAACAGUAUUCUUGGUUUUGACAUAUGAAACAUAAAAUAGGGAAGUGGAACGUAGUAGUAUAGAGCAACUCAGUAGCCAUAGCCUGAAACAGGAACAUGCAAAACCAGAUCCUUGCCUUGCAUAAGCAAACAUUUUGACUCCAAGGGAUGGAAGCAGCUAUGUGUUAAGGGAUGCAUGCUAGAAUGGCUGUGACCCAACCUGACCGUGGGCGAAUCCUGGGCUGGCAGUGGCCAUGGGCAGUGCUGCCAAACCUCGUACCCCCCUCUCAUGUACAAGGACACACACAGAGAAGCACACAGCCUUUUCAUACAGCCACUGCUUCCCCCAAUCUCUGCACACAGUGCUAAGGCAUUGAGUGGCCUUCUUCCUUGCUGGUGCUCAGUGACCUGGCACUGGUGUAUGGAAAGUCACCAGCUUGACCCAGUAAGAACCAGGAAGUGGUUGGCAAGGAAGGCCACUGAUCUGUUGCUCUGGGGGGGGGAAUCAGCACCAGGGGGCAUGAGGAACAGUGGAUUUGUGGGGUGGCCAGGGCAUUGGUGAGCCGUGGGGAGACUUCCACAGGCCACCCAUCAACUGCAGGUUCUCCAUCUGUACAGUUUUCAAUAAAGACAUAUGAAAAUGUGCAA